AUGUCAAACUAUGACACAGAACUUAAAGACUUCCCAAGCACCGUCUCUUUAAAAGGGAAACUCGUCGUAAUAACAGGCGGCUCCCGCGGUCUAGGUCUCCACGCCGCAUCUGGGUAUCUACCCCUUCCCCCCCUUUUCCCCUUCCCCCUAACACCCCCCAGCAUCCUCCAAGCAGGCGCCCAAAAAGUCUUCAAAACCUCCCGCAAGGCUCUCGCCUGNCCCCUUCCCCCCCUUUUCCCCUUCCCCCUAACACCCCCCAGCAUCCUCCAAGCAGGCGCCCAAAAAGUCUUCAAAACCUCCCGCAAGGCUCUCGCCUGUGCUCAAGCCGUCUCGCUCCUCAAUAAUCUUCCUAACCUCGCACCAGGCGCCAAAGCCAUCGCUGUCCCCGCGGAUAUCUCGACUAUCGCUAGGAUUCAGGGGUUGGUGAAACAAGUGGGGGAGCUGACGGAAUAUGUUGAUGUCCUUGUGGCGAAUGCGGGGGCUAGUUGGGGGGAACGGUUUGAAGAUCAUAGUGAUGGGGCGUUUGGGAAGGUGAUGGAUUUGAAUGUGAGGGGGGUUUUUGGGUGUCUUCGGUUGUGAGUUUGUGCUCUUUAUAAUUUGUUUUUUCGAAGAGGGAGGGGGAGGAGGAGGGGUUGAAGGUGUUGUUUUGUUUUCAGCAAAUGGGGGAGGGGGAGAAGAUGGGGUUGAGGUUGUGGUUGUGGUUGUGGUAUUGAGAUUCUCGCUUGUACCCCCCUCAAUGACCUUCAGGGGGUGAGAUGAAGGAGGAGUUGAGGCGAGAUUUUCUCAGAGGCACAGUACCGUCGACUUGAUGUGGAUUUUUGAUCUGAUGAGGACGUCCUUCUAUCGCUUUUUGACUUGUCACAUCUUCGUGGAUUCAAAAAGAGAGAGAAAAGAUGAGGAGGAAGACGAUGGAGAAGAAGGAAAAGAAAGACUUGAGGAAGAAUGAACACAAGACUUACGAAAACACAGAUUCGCACCUCUCCUCCAAAAACGCGGUACUAUUGCAGAUCCCUCCCGAGUAAUCAUCACAGCCUCCGUUGCAGGCCUAGCAAUCGGUAUCCUCCCUUCCCCUCCCUCUCCCCUCUCUUUCUAAACCCUAACACCCCAAGGCACCCUAGGACCACACGCAACAUACGCCUACUCCGCCUCAAAGGCCGCCGCCAUCCACCUCUCCAAGAACCUCGCCGUCGAGCUCGGGCCCCGCCACAUCCUCGUCAACGCCAUCGCACCGGGUCUCUUCCCCACCAAGAUGGCAAACGGCCUCAUCGACCUCUGCGGCGGGCUCGAAGAGACGGCGAAGAGGAAUCCGAGUGGACGCAAUGGUGUCCCGGAGGAUAUUGCGGGCCUUGUCGUGUUUUUGAGUAGCAGGGCGGGGAGUCAUGCUAAUGGGGCGGUGGUUACGGUUGAUGGGGGCGAGUAUCUUAUUAGUGGGAGUUUGGGGGGGAUGUUUGGUGCGGGGAAAGGGGAGAGUAAGAUUUAA
Molecule: messenger RNA, 1480 nt
Organism: Hymenoscyphus albidus
Lineage: Eukaryota; Fungi; Ascomycota; Leotiomycetes; Helotiales; Helotiaceae
Source: the annotation of a GenBank genome assembly